AGAAAGAGAAAGAUAGAUAUAUUAUGAUGGGGUUAAUGUUUGAAAUUACGUAUGUUGGAGUAUGUAAAAUAUUUAAGUGAGUGUAGGUUAAAAGCUAGAAGGAGAUCCUGAAGCCGAAAAGACGAAAAACAGAGAGCUAGUUUUGGGAAUCAGCCGUGAGGGGGUGGAGAGGCAACCCUAGCCUCCUUGCUUCUACUUAGGACGUUGUGGAGAAGAGUGAGUGAUCUUGCAACCAUCGGGAGUCUAGCAGGCGUGAGAGACACCGUUGAAAGAAGAAAAUCCAGGGAUUGUGCAAUUGCAAUGGAGCUCUCAGAAGAAUGGAAAUCAUUCUUCCCUGUGGGUUCCUCUACAGUAGCUCCUCUUCUUCUCUCUGGUUCCCCUUCUCUCCAUUUGGGUCCUCUUCACUUCAACCCUAACCUUAAUUCGCUCUCCCUUAUCUUCUCUUCCACCUCUCUGCAACCCUCUCUUCACUACACUCCAUACCUCUUACCUUCACGAUUCCUUCUCUCUUCCCACCCUUCUUCCAUUCUCCCAUCCACCGCUUCCUCCAUCGCCUCCCUCUUCUCCUCCACCCAACAAAACGACACCGCUUCCCCAUUCCUCCGCAACCGCCUUCACCUCCUCACCUACCCCCAUCGCCCUUAUGCCCUCAUUUUAUUCCCCGCCGGUGACAACGACCACAAGCUCGCAUUUUUCACGCUCCGCUUCGAGGACUCUCGCUUCCAUACUCAGCUCGAUACUAACGGCGACAUUUUUUAUGCAUCUACAGGCUCCUCGCAUCGUAUCUUGAACAUUUCUGUUAACCCUGUUACUGAUUAUGACGAGGUUGAUGGAGUUAUCGGGUAUUUUCUGGCUACUACUUUGUAUUCCGUUCAUUGGUUCGCUGCGAGGCACAAUCAAAUUUUGGAUAGACCUAGUGUGGUAUGUUUGGGUGAUAAGAUGUUUAAGACUUGCCCUGUGGCGCAUGCUUGUUGGAGUCCUCAUAUAUUGGAGGAGAGUUUGGUUUUGUUGGAGAGUGGCCAUUUGUUUUUGUUUGAUUUGGAGUGUUUUGGCUCUGGUGCUAGUUUCAAAGGGACUAGGUUGAAGGUGCCCUGGAAUGAUUCUUCAGAGAGUAAGGUGUGGCUGAGUUGUGAGUUUAGUUGGCACCCCAGGAUUUUGGUUGUUGCGCGUUCGGAUGCUGUUUUCUUGGUUGAUUUGAGGCUGAAAGAGUGUAGUGUGAGUUGUUUGAUGAAGAUCGAGAUGCUGCGAAUGUAUGCUCUGGAUGAGAAUGAGGGGUUUCUUGCGUUGUCAAGGGCUGCUCCGGACAAUUUUUACUUUGUUGUGGCUUCUACUAGUGUUUUGCUCCUAUGUGAUGUGAGGAAGCCUUUGGUGCCGGUUUUGCAAUGGGUGCAUGGGAUUGAAGGGCCUAGCUUCAUGUCUGUAUUAAGGUUGUCUGAUUUGAGGUUCCACUCGAAGGAGGAUGCUUUUAAGGUGGCUUCUGAAUCUGGGUUUUGUAUUAUGUUGGGAUCCAUUUGGAAUUGUGAGUUCAAUAUCUUCUGCUAUGGGUCUAUAUUACCAUUUCGCAAAGGGUCUGUUACUUCAAAGAUUAGCCCAGCCAUUUGUGCUUGGGAGCUUCCACUUGAGAUUAAUUUGUCUGGUCAUGAGUGUCAUUGUGGAAGUUGUCUCUUAAGGAAAGAGUUCUCGAAGGAUGCGCUUCCUGAGUGGACUGAUUGGCAGCAAAAGAAAGAGAUAGUUUUGGGAUUUGGCAUUUUAAGCAAUAAACUUGCUGCAUUACUCACUGAACCUGAUGAAAAUGGGGGUUUUACACUGAUAAGGCUUACUUCAUCGGGAAAGUUUGAAUUGCAGAGAUAUCGUGCCUCUUGGGCUCGGACCAGAAACUUAGAAGAUUGUCCAGAUCAAGUAUUGUGUUUAAAUAGACACUUACUGUAUCCCAUGAGUGAUGAGGAUUACAAAUUUCCAAAAAAUUAUAACUACUUAAAAUUGGAUUACCUUGACUCAUAUGUAAGUGGUGGACUCACUCGAUUCCUGGUUAGAAAACUAAAAAGAAACUUUAAGGAUGCUCAUGACAAAGAACUUAGCCCAGAAGUGCAUGAGUUAUUGUGUGAGAAAUUAAAUGCUUGUGGAUUUGGUCAAUUAAGAUCCUGUCCUGAAGUUGCUUCUGUUUUUAAUGAUGUCAAGCUACCAGCAAGCUUACAUGAGGUUGCUUGGAGAAGAAUGUGGGCUGACUUACCUAUGGAACUGUUACAGUUGGCGUUUUUGAGUCGUGCUGAAUGCCAUAAAGUUGUUGGAAACUUGGAUCACAAUAGGAUGGCAUUGGAAUCGUUAGCUGUUCCCGAACUUCCUCAAUUGCCUCCAUUCUUUUUAAGGAAAUCUUCACCGCACGACAAUAAUGACAUUGUGGGUCCAGUUAUUCCUUUUCCUGUUCUUCUUGUGGUUAAUAAAUUUCUCAAUGAGUGCUCAAACUUGGAAGAAGGUGAAUUUUCAGUAGAAACAGAGCUUAGCCUCAAAUACAAAGAAGUUAUGCAGGUGGCUGGCGAGAUUGUUGUCUCAGCUUAUGGGCCUACACACCUUGAUGAUCAUGCAGUCUCCCUUGCUGAGGAUAGAGACGAAACCUGGGCUGGAUAUUCGAAACCAAAGUCUUUUUUGUUGUAUUGUCCAGUUUCAUUCAACUCGUCUGCAGCCGACCAUGUAGAUGAAAAGUCUAUUUAUAGUGAUGCAAAUUAUGAUACAUUCAUUUCUCAUAUCCCAGAGAAGAAGUCCACUGAGCAGACUGAAUCUGUUGGCCAAGAGAUAUUUGAUGAUCUUUCCCCUGUUGAAUUGAGAUUUGAUGCUCCUGCGAAGAAGCUCGAACCUCUAGGUUUAAAGGCAUAUGAUCUAUUGAAGAAACAGAUGUCUAAAUGGCAACAAAGUUUUGAUUCGUAUAAGGAAUUUUGUAUUCAAUCUAGAUUUGAAAAAAAAUAGUUAACGGGUGAUACCUCUUUUGUUCAUUGUCUUCCCCUUAAAACGUGGAUAUCUUAGAAGCAACUCAAUCCCCUCCUCCUCCUAUAUGUUGCUUUUGGUUGAUUCUUGGAGAUAGGCAUGGUUGGUGUAAUUUUAUGUAAGUAGUUGACAAUUAAAGAAUGUAGAAUUGAAGAAGCUGCUCCUGGUGAAAAGAGGCUCUUAUCAAUUUGAAGAGGAAGUAGGCAGCUAGUUCUCAAAAACUCUAAUGUAUUUGGCCGAUUUUAUACUGCUUCCUCCCAUCAUUCUUAGUCUGUAUAGGGGAAGAUGAUCUUCUUUUGUGGCUGGCAAAGGUGGUUUUGUCUGCGACAUUAACUCGAGAUCCAGGAAGGCUUGUUCAGCUUAAUUUGCGUCACCCUUUGUUCCUCAGUGCUGGCAAAAUGCGGUAUAGGCUCCCAGAAAAUUUGGAAUCAUUCAAACUGAUUUGUGAAAGAAAGGUCAAACCCCUGUACUUGGUUGCCCUUUUGAAAUCCCUAGGAGAAGAAAAAUGCAUAGUUUUUACAAGAUUUGUGGACUCAACACAUCGUCUAUGCAAAUUGCUGAAUUGUUUUGGAGAUCUGCAAAUUGACAUCAAAGAGUAUUCUGGUCGUCAACAUCAACGUGUAAGAAGCAAGACACUGAAUGAGUUUAGAAAACGGCAGUUUCAAGUGCUUGUAUCUUCUGAUGCAAUGACUCGUGGAAUGGAUGUAGAAGGUGUAAGAAAUGUUAUUAAUUAUGACGUGCCCAAAUACAUAAAGACUUAUGUUCAUCGAGCUGGCAGGAUUGCAAGAGCUGGCCAGACUGGGCGUUGGUUUACAUUGAUGUCAAAUGAUGAGGUAUGAAGUUCUCUUGUCUCAUUCAUGGUCGUUUCUUGUGCUAGAUCGAGUUUUAUGACAUUUGAGCCAUGAAAGAGGCUAAAUUACGACUUCAUAAUGACUACUAACUAGAUUCAACAAUUACUUUCUUUUCCCAGUAGGUUUUUUUACUCACUAAGCAACUAAGUUGGUCUCUAAUAUAGAUUAGGUGAUUUGUUCAGUAGUGUUAGGAACCCAGAAUUGAAAAGAGAAAGAAGAGUAAUAUUUUUUAUUGAAAAGAACGCAAAAUAAGAGAUCACUCUCUCCUCCAAGGGUUUCUCCUUCACAAAGAACUAAAGCUCAAUCUACAAAAUUAUCAUCCUCCCUCCCAAGGAACUAAUUGGUCUACUUAUAUAGACCAACUCCCAACUGACAACACUGCCUCCACUUAUAUUUUCAUCCGUUCCUUUAUUCACUACUUCCUUUAUUUGAGUGAAGUCUGGAUCUGGGUGGUGAUGAUGGUAUAGUGGUGAGUGAGAUUUCAGGAAAUGGCCCCUGCAGCUUCGUCGAACAUGGUGCCUGCAUCUCCACCACCAAGCUUCAAAAGAAAUGAUCCAAGGAAACCGAAUAAGAAAACACUGUAACCAAAUCCAGUGUGAAACACAAACCCAAACACAAAAGGAACCGAAUACCAAUGUUUGCGAACCAAAUACACCCUUCUACAAAUUUCAUUUCAGCCCAGUGUUAUUCAUCCUCUGCAGCUUCAAACUCCUCUUCAACCAUCAUCUUCAGAUGGCUAUCUUUAUUGUAAGGCUUCAGGCAAUGAAGCUCAACAACUCAGAAAUCUUUGCUGAAGCACGUGCAUAACAGUUUAAGGGUAAAUCAGAGAUUGUACCAUAAAUUCCUCCAAAUCUCUUCAUUCUUGCGGGUGAUCAAAAAUUGAUAAAAUUGAUACAUCCCGCAAAUCAUUGCAAUUCCUUCCUCGCAAUUCAAUUCCAACCCGAACUAAAAAUCUUAAAACUAGUAUUUUAAUAUUCAUAUUAAUAGUCAAUUACAUUUAAACCAAUAUAAAAUAUCAAAGAAAUUGUGUCCAAUGCAAAUGCACAUUUCUUUCUCUUAAGUCAAAAGUGCAUGUCUGUAAUGUGCUUAAGUGAAAGAUGAUCUAACACACCACUUCCUAAAGUUUGAUUAUGUGGACUAGUUUUAGAGAUCCAGAUUAAGUUAGAAAAUAAUUUACCUGAUACUAAUUUAAAAAAUAAUUUACGUGAUACAAAGUAGAACGUAAAGAACAUCUUAUUGCAGCAUUCUAAUUUAAUUUUGUAUACUACAUUAAACUUAAAUUGGGUUUAAUUCUUAAAUCUAUAUACUUUCUAGUGAAGAGUACUUGCAUUUUAACAUAUUAAUUUGUAUGUAAUUUGCCUUAACUGGAGUUUCAUUUCAAAGCUACAAUAAUUUUGUUAUCUGACAUCUUAACUGUGUAAGAAGAUUAGAUACCUCACUAUUGAGUUCCAGUUAAUCAAUACGUGGUAGCAUACUAUACAAUGAUUAUAUUUUAACAUUUUACAUACCCUUUUAGAGAUAUGAUUUUAUUAUAUGAUUUGAUUGUCCUUGGAUUGUGGUUCGUGCAACUUUUAUUAGUGUUGCCUCUUUGUUUUGCAUUGAAGAAGUAUGUCCCUCUCCUUAACCUGACUAUUUAUCAAAUAGAUUGUUCUGUAAUUUAUUGCACUGCAGCCAACAUAAUUGGGAUGCGAUCAUGCGACCAUUAAUUUAGGCUAUUGCACAUUAUUUGGGUUUUCCUCUCUUCUGAGUAAUUCAUUAGGUAAACAGUUUUAGGUUUUCUUUUCUUCUAAGUAAUUGUGACAAUGCUUUUCUUCCCAUCAGCUAUAUAUUUCAGAGAAUUGAUUGUGUAAAAAUUUGGAAGGUAAAUAUGGGUUUCUGCAUACAAAAUAUUUUUUUCUGUUGUGGAGGACCGUUGGACUGCAUGCACCUUUCAUUAGCUUUUGAAUUUGCUGUGUUAGGAAUUUAGUUUCAACCACUCAUUAUUAUUGAACGUUGCCAAGAAAUUUAGAGAUUUGGGUUUAUCUCAACUAAA
Vigna radiata var. radiata (mung bean) is the source of this 5862-nucleotide messenger RNA. RefSeq lists its product as uncharacterized. Gene Ontology annotation, molecular function: RNA polymerase I core promoter sequence-specific DNA binding. NCBI's taxonomy places the organism in Eukaryota, Viridiplantae, Streptophyta, Magnoliopsida, Fabales, Fabaceae. The transcript is spliced from 4 exons. Gene Ontology annotation, cellular component: fibrillar center. The record is from RefSeq and is a predicted model, not a curated record. Gene Ontology annotation, biological process: transcription by RNA polymerase I. The coding region runs from base 301 to 2961 and encodes 886 amino acids.